AUGGGGAUACAUGGGGAUAAGAAUUAAGUUGCCAAUUGUUUUGACUGCUUGAGUAACUCCGAGGGGUGUUUCUGCAGGUCUCCGGGCAUCGCCUAUAAAUAGUUUGUGCAUUACAUUACAUAUUCAGUCCAAUUUUCCGUCAGGCAGACUUCCAUCUGAAAAUAACACAACAAAUGAUAGGCUCAUCUGAAACAUUGGAAGUAUACAGAAGUCAUCCUGUUAAUCUAGCUAGUAUGAGUUUAGUACCGAGAUACAAUGCAGUCAGUGAGAGAUGCGAGAACCUCUCCGAAUCUAGUUGGACGUCGUCCCCAGUGCGCAUGGGAUACUCUGCCCCCAUGCUUGUUCCCCAGGUCCCCAGGCAUAUGUCACCACCGCCACCCCCUGUGGAUAUGGCUGUUUGCAAUGAUCUGUGGACAAUGACAUCAAGCGUUGUUCCAGGUUCCCUCAACGAUGACGGCCUGUUACCAACCUUAAACAGCUGUUCCUCCCAACCGGACGAUGAGGUUUCCGCAAAUACCUGUUCCCUUCAGGAUCUGACCACAUCGCUCCCGGAUCAGGGUCAUCUGCGCAGUUCAAUCUCCACCUCCCUACCACAUAUUCCAGUGUGGAACGAUGCAUGCUGGAACUCGAAAAGGACGUCUCCAACGCAGUAUCCUCAAGCAAGUAAGCUCUCGACUCCAUCCACCAUGGGCAAAAUGUCCCGAUCGGCCAUGUUAACUUCCUUACAGGACUUGCCAUCCGAUGGUGGGCGAAUCUCCUUGCCAUUUCAGCAGCCAUCCUCGAAGAAGGGAACAAAGGACGCUUUGCCGAACCUACAAAUCUCCAAUGUCCUUUGUUCACCACAAACAACACCACCAGUCUCCUUUCCGGUGGACGCGGAUACAUUCGCCAGGUGGACAUGUUUGGAAACCUCAGGCAGAUGCCGAACACGGGAGCGAAUCACAGUCUCAACAACUCGGCGGCCAGCUCCCAGCCCUCAGAGCCCGUCGAGGGGGGUUUGCAGAGUGCAUGGAUCUUCGGACACCAUCCGUACAGGCCCCUACUUCCAAUGCCAAGCAUGCACCAGAAUCCUCUCAGCGUUCUUCUCCUGGAACAUCUACCCAAACAUCGUCGAGAAGUCUCACUUACUGGCGCAGGUUGGCAUGGACAAGGUUCAGCUUGAAAAUUGGUUCACCAACCGCCGGCGGGAGCUGAAAAACAAACUUCAAGCGCAAGUGCCUGUGGUAGGCCAUUCUGGUUGCUUCCGGACACAUGAGAAAACGGGAUGACAGUGAAGUGCGUGUGGCGUUACGCGUUUUAGUAAAACUGAUUUUCGAAAAGGCACCGUUUCAGCGUCUGUAAACCAGUGUGACUAAGACCUUUGUUGGUGUACCUUGGAUGCGUCUUCAGCCUUCAGUCAUUUCGCCUCAAGAGCGAAACUUGGCCCACUCGGCCACUCACUGUGCUUUAGGAUAAUACAAUCACGUCAGGAUUCUUAGAGCACGUUGACAAUCCGCUAAGCAUCAUCCGAAGCAAGGCAUCGCGCCACGGGAUCAGCAGCAAGCCAACAUUGAGCAAAACUGAGCUGUUAAUGGGUUGCUAGGAAGGGAAACAAUAUCGGUCAUCUAUCUCUGCCAACCCGUGCAUCUACAAGCCAUGACUACAGCUUCCCAGUGAGUUCAGGAAAGUCAUAUUCCUGCCACCAGCUAUCACGGCCAUGAACUCAAACAAGGAGUGCCAUGCACUCUAGAGCAUGGCUGCAUGCACUCCAACACCAAGGAAUAGAUAUGGGCUCAUCACUUCAAAGUGCUAUUGGCAUUUUUAGUGUUAUCCGUAUCAGGGAGAUGCAUCCAAAUGGCUUGGGUACGACUAACUAAUGCAGUACCCGUACACGUACAUGUACAUGUACAUUGUACCUGUAUCUUCGUUAGUGCAUCGUGGCAAUACAGUCAUCUCUAAAAGGUGCCCAAUUGAAGAUUAUUGGUUUUGUAAUUUGCGACAAGGUUUCAGUGGCGUGCUUUUUCUUUACGCAUUGCAUAACACAAUACUGCAAUCAUGAAUGCGUAUCAUAUUGAAUUAUUGAUGUUUCUUCUUAUCUGUCUAAGUAGUAUUUUAAUUCAUCAAAAACACUUUCCUCCAUGCAAUCGCAAUCUUGGCAAGACUUUCAGUCCGCGUAUAGGGAAGAUGCAGCAUUGUUUUCCUCAGCAUUAUAAAUUUAUAAUGGAUCGUCUUCAUGGAUUACCAUGGAUCUGAAAACAUACUUCAAAUCCACUCCCGACUACCGGCAAUGCAGUACCUGGUUGGCAAGCAACUAUUAUUAAUCUUGUUGCUCCUUUGCCUCUUCUUACGCAAGUACUAGGCAUUGGCGGAUAAUGCUCGAAAAGGUGGCAGAUUCUGCUCGAAAAGCAGUGAAAUUGGCAGAACCAUACAAACCUUAUGGCGGGCAAUUCCUCGAAUUCUGCUCCAUUUCUUUAUCC
Sycon ciliatum is the source of this 2456-nucleotide messenger RNA. RefSeq lists its product as uncharacterized. The transcript is spliced from 3 exons. Gene Ontology annotation, molecular function: DNA-binding transcription factor activity, RNA polymerase II-specific; DNA binding. Bases 174 to 1268 code for a protein of 364 amino acids. The record is from RefSeq and is a predicted model, not a curated record. Lineage: Eukaryota; Metazoa; Porifera; Calcarea; Leucosolenida; Sycettidae. Gene Ontology annotation, biological process: regulation of DNA-templated transcription.